AAUACGCUUUUCUCUCUUCUCUCUCCUCUCUCUCCUCUCCCUCUUCAUUUUGAAGAUGAAGAAGACAAUGAAUAGUAUCUGAAAAAUAAGGCAGACCUAUCAAAGAAUGAGAAAACCCUUAAAUAUAUCGCGAUUCUCUAAGUUUCCCAGUUCUUGCUGGUAAUUAGUUUUCUUCUUCGCGUUGAGGAUUCACGUAAAUCAACAGCAAAUAUGUCUGGUUACGUGGGUGUUAUUGUUUCUGAUCCAUGGCUCCAAAGCCAGUUCACCCAAGUGGAGCUCCGUGGCCUCAAAUCUAAAUUUCUCUCCGCAAGGAAUCAAUCAGGUCAACUAACGGUUGAAGAUUUGCUGCCAGUCAUGGUUAAGUUAAAGGAUUUAGGUAAAAUUCUUACUGAGGUGGAGAUCAGGGCUAUAUUGGGAGAGUCCUAUUCUAACAUGAACGAUGAACUUGACUUCGAAUCCUUCCUUCGGGUAUACCUGAAUUUGCAAGCACGAGCUACUGCAAAACUGGGGGGUACGAGACAUUCAUCUUCAUUCCUCAAGGCCACAACAACCACCCUCCUCCACACUAUUAGCGAAUCAGAGAGGGCCUCGUAUGUUGCUCAUAUCAACAAUUACUUGGGAGAAGAUCCAUUCUUGAAGAAAUAUCUUCCAUUAGAUCCUGCUACAAAUGAUUUAUUUGAUCUUGCAAAAGAUGGAGUUCUUCUCUGUAAGCUUAUCAAUGUAGCUGUUCCCGGGACAAUAGAUGAACGAGCCAUUAAUACUAAACAGAUCCUUAACCCUUGGGAGAGGAAUGAGAACCAUACUCUUUGCCUCAACUCUGCAAAGGCUAUUGGAUGCACUGUAGUUAAUAUUGGUACACAAGACUUGGUAGAAGGAAGACACCAUCUGGUGGUUGGAUUGAUUUCUCAAAUAAUCAAGAUCCAACUGUUAGCCGAUCUUAACUUGAAGAAGACUCCUGAACUUGUUGAAUUGGUGGAUGACAGCAAGGAAGUGGAGGAGCUUAUUGGUUUAGCCCCAGAAAAGCUUUUGCUUAAAUGGAUGAAUUUUCAUCUGAAGAAAGCAGGCUAUGAGAAACCUGUUACAAAUUUUUCUUCUGAUCUGAAGGAUGGGGAGGCUUAUGCUUACCUGCUUAAUGCUCUUGCACCAGAACACUGUAACACCUCCACACUGGAUACUAAGGAUCCUAAUGAAAGAGCAAAAAUGAUCAUUGAACAUGCAGAGAAAUUGGAUUGCAAACAAUAUGUCACUCCAAAGGACAUUGUUGAGGGCUCAACAAAUCUAAAUCUUGCAUUUGUUGCACAGAUAUUCCAUCACAGAAAUGGCCUGUCUGCAGACAGCAGUAAGAUGUCCUUCGCUGAGAUGAUGACAGAUGAUGCACAAACUUCAAGGGAAGAGAGAUGCUUUCGACUAUGGAUUAACAGUCAUGGUAUUGGUACAUAUUGCAAUAAUCUGUUUGAGGAUGUCAGAAAUGGGUGGGUUCUUUUGGAAAUUCUUGACAAAAUUUCUCCAGGAUCAGUUCACUGGAAGCAAGCAUCAAAGCCUCCUAUUAAGAUGCCAUUUAGAAAAGUUGAGAAUUGCAACCAAAUUAUAAGGAUUGGGAAACAAUUAAAAUUCUCCCUUGUCAAUGUAGCUGGAAAUGAUUUUGUGCAAGGAAAUAAGAAGCUCAUAUUAGCUUUCCUGUGGCAGCUGAUGAGGUUUUCUAUGAUCCAACUACUGAAAAACUUGAGAUCUCACUCCCAAGGAAAGGAGAUAACAGACGCUGUCAUUCUAAAUUGGGCAAACAACAAAGUAAAGAGAGCAGGCAGGACUUCUCAAAUGGAAAGCUUUAAGGACAAGAACCUUUCGAAUGGGAUUUUCUUCCUUGAGCUUCUUAGUGCUGUGGAGCCAAGGGUUGUCAACUGGAACCUUAUUACAAAGGGUGAAAGUGAUGAGGACAAGAAGUUGAAUGCAACAUAUAUAAUUAGUGUUGCGCGAAAGCUUGGGUGUUCUCUUUUCUUGCUGCCUGAAGACAUCAUGGAGGUUAACCAGAAGAUGAUCCUCACCUUAACAGCAAGCAUCAUGUACUGGAGCCUGCAGCAACCAGGCAGUGAAUUAGAGUUAGAGUCGAUCCUGAAUGAAGAAAACAAAACUCCUGAUGCUUCUCCAGAACUGGAUGGGGAGGGUGAAAUUGCUCUGGCUGCUGAGGAGUCCAAUUUGACCAUUGAUGAUGCUGCUUCAGAUUCUGCUCUCUCCCCACAUGUAGGAAGUGGGGAACCUGCUUCACAGGAUGAAAAAGAGGAACCAACUCCUGGGGACAAAAAAGAGGAACGAACUCCUGGGGCUGAAAAAGAGGAACGAACUCCUGAUGGAGAAUGACCAAAACUUAGCCAAUUUUUUUUUUUCUGAAUCCUUGUCCUUCCAAGAAAACAGGAAAGGUUGCUCAUCGUUUAUGCUAUAGAGUUCUUAAAUGAGCUUGUAAACCACAGUAAAGGGACAGAAUAGAGAAAAGGCCUUGUAAAUUUUUGUUAUGUAGAGUUUGGAUUUGAUUGAUAUAUUCUUUUGAUGAUACUUACAUUGAUCACAAUGAAUAACAAAGGUGAGGAGUCCGUUU
Vitis riparia (riverbank grape) is the source of this 2590-nucleotide messenger RNA. Its product is annotated as fimbrin-5. Gene Ontology annotation, molecular function: actin filament binding. NCBI's taxonomy places the organism in Eukaryota, Viridiplantae, Streptophyta, Magnoliopsida, Vitales, Vitaceae. Gene Ontology annotation, cellular component: actin filament; actin filament bundle; cytoplasm. The coding region runs from base 211 to 2355 and encodes 714 amino acids. The transcript has 15 exons. The record is from RefSeq and is a predicted model, not a curated record. Gene Ontology annotation, biological process: actin filament bundle assembly; actin filament network formation.